GAAAGGUGCCGCGGUCAGUGGAUCUUCGGGUCAAUCACUAUCUGAUUCCGAACUUGAUAGACGAGGUGCCGAGGGGAUAGACGAGAGGAUCCCUGGGUUUAUGCACUGCAUGCUCGGAGGAUCUGGAAGUGACAGCUCCGACGUCUCCCCCGUGAGCUCGUUCCAGCUGGACGGCGCCUCCGAGGCGCGCCUGCUGUCGCCGCAGUUCCUGCUGGAGGCGGAGGCCGCCGACCCGGCCGACCUGUCCAGCGUCACCCCCGAGACGCGCGCCCGACUCGAGGCCCUGCUCGAGGCAGCCGGUAUCGGCAAGAGCGCCGACAGCAGCCGCGUGCUCGCCGACCCGGAGGUGCUGCGCAAGCUCACCUCCAGCGUCAGCUCGGCGCUCGACGAAGCGGCCGCCGCGCUCACGCGCAUGCGCAGCGACAGCGCCACCGACACCACCAGCCAGCCGUCGCUCGUGGACGCGUGUCAGCACGGGAACGUGCCGGUCGUUCGCCGCCUGCUGGACGAGGGCUCGUCCGUCAACGAGACGACCGAGAAGGGCGAGUCGCUGCUGGCGCUCGCCUGCCACUCGGGCUACUACGAGCUCGCUCAGGUGCUGCUGGCCAUGCGUGCCAACGUGGAGGACCGCGGCAUGAAGGGCGACUGUACGCCCCUCAUGGAGGCGGCCACCGCCGGCCAUGUCGAAGUGGUCCGGCUGCUCAUCAAACACAAGGCCGACGUCAACGCCCAGAGCAGCUCCGGCAACACCCCGCUGAUGUACGCGUGUUCCGGCGGCCACGUGGAGGUGGUGCGCGCCCUGCUGCAGGCCGGCGCCAACAUCGAGGACGCCAACGAGAACGGCCACACGCCUCUGAUGGAGGCCGCCUCGGCCGGCCACGUGGACGUGGCGCAGAUCCUGCUGGACCACGGCGCCGGCAUCAACACCCACUCCAACGAGUUCAAGGAGUCUGCGCUGACGCUGGCCUGCUACAAGGGCCACCUGGCCAUGGUGCGCUUCCUGCUGGAGGCGGGCGCCGACCAGGAGCACAAGACGGAAGAGAUGCACACCGCCCUCAUGGAAGCCAGCAUGGACGGCCACGUGGAAGUGGCGCGGCUCCUGCUCGACUCCGGCGCUCAGGUGAACAUGCCGGCCGACAGCUUCGAGUCGCCGCUGACGCUGGCGGCCUGCGGCGGCCACGUGGAGCUGGCGCUGCUGCUGCUGGACCGCGGCGCCAACAUCGAGGAGGUCAACGACGAGGGCUACACGCCGCUGAUGGAGGCCGCCAGGGAGGGCCACGAGGAGAUGGUGGCGCUGCUGCUCUCGCAGGAGGCCAACAUCAACGCCAUCACGGAGGAAACGCAGGAGACGGCGCUGACGCUCGCCUGCUGCGGUGGAUUCGUCGAGGUGGCCGACUUCCUCAUCCAGGCGGGGGCCGACGUGGAGCUGGGUGCGAGCACGCCGCUGAUGGAGGCCGCCCAGGAGGGCCACCUCGAGCUCGUCAAGUAUCUGAUGGAGCGGGGUGCCAACGUGAACGCGGUGACGCAGACGGGCGGCGACACGGCGCUGACGUACGCCUGCGAGAACGGCCACACGGCCGUGGCCGAGGUGCUGCUGGAGCGGGGCGCCGCCCUGGAGCACGCGGCGGAGGGCGGCCGGACGGCGCUGAUGAAGGCGUCGCGCGCCGGCCACCUCUGCACGGUCACCUUCCUGCUGAGCCGGCUGGCCGAUGUCAACCGCACCACGGCCAACAACGACCACACGGCGCUCAGCCUGGCCUGCCACGGCGGCCACCUGCACGUGGUCAAGGUGCUGCUGCAGCACGGCGCCAACCCGCACCACAUACUCAAGGACAACUCCACCAUGCUGAUGGAGGCCGCCAAGAACGGCCACACGCAGGUGGUGGAGCUGCUGAUGGACUACCCGGACAUCCAGCCGCUGACGGAGGCGCAGAUGGCGGGCGCGUUCGAGUCGGCCGAGGCCGAGACGGUGGCACGCCUGGCCGCCGCCACGGCGCCGGCCGAGCUGGCGCUGCCCGGCUCGGCGGCGGCCGCCAUGGAGACGCCGCCGUACACGCCGUCGUCGCCGGUGCUGGGCGCGCCGGCCGCCUGCUGCGUCUCGUCGGCCGACCUGCUCGAGUCGAGCCUGCUGGCGCUGGACGGCGACGAGGCCGGCCUGGGGCGCGCCACCUCCGACCGGCUCGAGCAGUACCUCAGCGAGAUGCUCCGACGGCCGGACGUCAGCGAUCAGGAGGGCGAGGAGAUCGAGAAGCUGACGAACUUGACCAAGACGCUGGCGUCGCGCAUGCCGGAGGACUUGCGCCGCUUCCAGGGCCUGCCCGGUCUGGUGGAGGCGAGUCGGGAGUCGGUGAUCGUGUCCAACCCGUCGCCGGCGGCGCCGGCGCCGCCCGACCAAAGACCCAAGGCCAAGCCGGUCAGCAAGAAGGAGCAGAAGAAGGCCCCGCGGCAGCUGGAGACGAAGGCAGGGCUGCAGGUGGCGCCGCCCAGCGGCAUCCAGCGGCAGUACCAGCAGCUGCAGGCGGCCGCCGCCUACCAGGCCCACCUCGGCCUGCAGCCGCAGCAGCUGCAGCUGCUUCAGAGCCAGCUCACGAUGCAGGGCCAGUACGUGGCUGCUGCCGCCGCCGCCGCGGGCGUCGACAAGAAGGUCAAGAAGAAGCCCAACAACCGCGGCCAGCCGGCGGCCCAGGUACAGCCGCACGCCCUGCUGGUGUCGGCCGAGCCGGGCGCCGCCGCCUUCGGGCCGCCGCUAGCCGCCGACGACGUGGCCGCCCACAUCCAGACCAACACCGGCCUUAUGGUGGCGGCGCCGGCGCGCACUCUGAACGACACGCUGUACCGGCCGGGCCCGACCGACCAAGCCGAGCUCACCGCCGAACAAGCGGCGGACUGGUCCCGCGGCUACCAGCUGGGCACCCUGCACGGCCUGACCGGGCUGCACAACUGCCAGCCGCCGCUCAACCUGGCGUACGGCGCGCCGGCGCCCGCCGGCCAGCAGCCGCCGGCGCCCGCCUACCCCGGCGGCGUGCCGGUGUCGGCGGUGGGCGGCGCGCCGUACCCGGGCCAAGCCACGGCCGACCAGCUCAACUCGGAGACGGAGAGCAACCACGACACGGCGCUGACGCUGGCCUGCGCCGGCGGACACGAGGAGCUCGUGCAGCUGCUGCUCAAGCGCGGCGCCCACAUCGAGCACCGCGACAAGAAGGGCUUCACGCCGCUGAUCCUGGCGGCGACGGCCGGCCACGCGGGCGUGGUGGAGAUCCUUCUGGCCAACAAGGCCGACAUCGAGGCGCAGUCGGAGCGCACCAAGGACACGCCGCUCUCGCUCGCCUGCUCCGGCGGGCGCUACGAGGUGGUCGAUAUCCUGCUUAGGCACGGCGGCAACAAGGAGCACCGCAACGUGUCCGACUACACGCCGCUGUCGCUGGCGGCCUCCGGCGGCUACGUCAACAUCAUCAAGCUGCUGCUGCAGAAUGGCGCCGAGAUUAACAGCAGGACGGGCAGCAAGCUGGGCAUCUCGCCGCUCAUGCUGGCUGCCAUGAACGGGCAUACGGCGGCUGUCAAGCUGCUGCUGGAGAUGGGCAGCGACAUCAACGCUCAGAUCGAGACGAACCGCAACACGGCGCUGACGCUGGCCUGCUUCCAAGGCCGGCACGAGGUGGUGCAGCUGCUGGUGGACCGGCGCGCCUACGUCGAGCACCGCGCCAAGACUGGCCUCACGCCGCUGAUGGAGGCGGCGAGCGGCGGCUACGUGGAGGUGGGCCGCGUCCUACUGGACAAGUACGCCGACGUGAACGCGGCGCCGGUGCCCAGCAGCCGCGACACAGCGCUCACGAUCGCCGCCGACAAGGGACACUACAAGUUCGUCGAGCUGCUCGUCACGCGGGGGGCGCAGGCGGAGGUGCGCAACAAGAAGGGCAACACGCCGCUGUGGCUGGCGGCCAACGGCGGCCACCUGGACGUCGUGCAACUGCUGUACACGGCCGGCGCCAACAUUGACGCUCAGGACAAUCGCAAGGUGUCCUGCCUGAUGGCCGCGUACAGGCGCGGCCAUAUCAAGGUGGUCAAGUGGAUGGUGAAGCACGUCUCCCAGUUCCCGUCGGACACCGAGCUGACGCGCUUCCUCCAGAUGGUCAGCGACAAGGAGCUGGCCAAGAAGUGCCAGGCGUGCGUGGACAUAAUCCGCGUGGCGAAGGAGCGGCAGGCGGCAGAGGCCAACCGCAACGCCACCUCGCUGCUGGAGGAGCUGGCGCAGGAGGACGCCAUCCAAAAGCAGCGCCAGUGUCUGGCCGCCAAGAAACGCGACAAGAAGAAGAAGAAGCGCCAGUCGCAGACGCGUCAGGCGAAGGACGAGGACGAGAGCGGCGACGAGCACGAGCUGAUCCCGGGCGCGGCGCCGGCCGCCGAGCCGGAGGACCGCGAGUCGCCGCCGCCGCCAGCCGCCGCCGCCCAGCCGCGCGGCCGCGCCAGCCCCGAGCGCGACAGCGGCUUCGACGCCACCAGCCAGUCGUCGACGUCGUCAGCAGGGGACGGCAUGGCGCGGCCGCCCGACGGCGCCGCCGCCCCCGGCGCUGCGCCCGGCCAGCCGGCCGCCGCCGCCAACGGGCCCACCACCGGCAAGCGCGCCAAACGCGACGAGAAACGGCGCAGACAGCUGUUUGACGCCCAGCGCGACAAGGGAGAACCCAACAAACGGCAAGAGGUGACGAUGAACGACACGGACCGGACGCCACCGACGGUGGCGAUCGCGCCGCAGCCGGCUGUAAUCACCGAGCCGCCGGCGCCGGCCAAGAGCCGCCGAAAGGACAAACAGAAGCGCAUGCAGGAAGAGCGCGAGCGCAUGGCGGCCGCCGGCGCCGUCUCGUCGUCGGCGGGCGCCGGCGCCACGACGGCCGCCGCCGCCGCCGGCCGCACCGGCAAGAAGGACAAGCCGGACGCGUUCACGGACAUGGCGACGUUCGAGGAGCGCCGCCUGAUCCCGGGCCUGCCGGCGCGCAGUCCGCUCGUGCUGCCGGUGGGCCUGCGCUCGCCCGGCUACGCGGCCGCCGCCGCCGCCGCCGCCAGCCCCAAGAAGGGCAAGAGCCGCGAGGAGGGCUGGCGGGAGGUGACCACGCGCAGCGCGUCCUCGUCAUCGCGCACCAAGCGCGUGACUGUGCCGACGUGCGCCAUCUCGCGCGUCAUCGGCCGCGGCGGCUCCAACGUCAACGCCAUCCGCGACCUGUCCGGCGCGCACGUGGAGAUCGAGAAGAAGAGCAAGGGACAGGCCGACCGGGUCAUCACCAUCAAGGGCUCGGCCGAGGCGGUCAAGAUGGCCCACUCGAUGAUCACCGAGCUGGCGGACAGUCCGGACGCCGACGUCAGCCAGCUGCUGGGCCGGCACAAGCCGCACCACGGCGGCGGCCAGGCCGGCGAGGGCAAGGGCUCGUCCCGCGGCUCGGCCCUGUCGGCUGCCGCCAAGGUCAUCUCACAGGCGCUUACCGACACGACGUACGUGCACACGGGCGUGACGAUGUCGCCACGGCGGGCGGCCGACUCGCAGCCGGCCAAGCCGUCGGCGCAGCGUCAGCUCAACAUGGGCGGCGACCGGGCGGCUGCUGCUUGA
Molecule: messenger RNA, 5599 nt
Organism: Pollicipes pollicipes
Lineage: Eukaryota; Metazoa; Arthropoda; Thecostraca; Pollicipedomorpha; Pollicipedidae
Product: ankyrin repeat domain-containing protein 17
Exons: 42
Coding region: 101-5599 (1832 amino acids)
Biological process (GO): innate immune response
Cellular component (GO): cytoplasm
Molecular function (GO): RNA binding; protein binding
Source: RefSeq, a predicted model, not a curated record